AUGUUCUCCAUCACCCGCGCUCUCCUCCUCGCUCUCCUGCCCAUGGCUCUAGCAGCCUCCUCUUCCUCCGCCGCAAAAUCCUCCGACACCACCAGCUACGUCGGCGCCACCAUCCCCGCCGCAUUCAAAGACACCAGCACACCCAGCACAUCUAGCACGCCCAGCACAUCCAGCACGCCCACCGCAGCCCCCUCCCUCUUUGUUGUCGCCAACCGCUUCUCCUCCCUGCACUCCAACGACAACGGCGAAGGCACCGGGCAAGAGGAAAAGCGGCCUUACGGUGUGGAUGGGCCGAACGAUGUCGCUUUUGGGUUUUACGCUUCGAAUGGGUACACGUCGGAGACGUUUAGGGUUAGUUAUUAUAAGAGUGUGGCGGAUGCUUCGGCGACGGGUGAGGAUGGGCAGGUGGCGGUUUCGGCUUGGAAGACGGGGGAUCCUACGAGCUUCAUUGAGUGUGCGAAUGUCAAGUGUGUCGCUUCUGCCACGGCCAGUCCUACGGAGGAUGUGUAUGUGACCCCGGUACCCGACAUGACGACCACCACCGAGGCUUUCGAGAUCAAAUGUACCGGGGUCUAA
This is a messenger RNA of Cryptococcus amylolentus CBS 6039, 576 nucleotides long. RefSeq lists its product as hypothetical. NCBI's taxonomy places the organism in Eukaryota, Fungi, Basidiomycota, Tremellomycetes, Tremellales, Cryptococcaceae. The transcript has 2 exons. The record is from RefSeq and is a predicted model, not a curated record. Bases 1 to 576 code for a protein of 191 amino acids.